GCCGCCGAGGAAGUUGAAUGUAACACGUAGAUUUCGGUCGGCUACGACACACGCACGAGGUCUCUCCUCAUCGACCAUUGUCGAGGGUGGAUGGAAGUAAUCGCGUCGUCGUCGCGCGAAAAACGUCGCGCCUCUUUGUGUUCUCGCAGAAUGCAUUGAUCGUCGCAAGAAACAGCAACGUUCGACGAAUCUGCGUCACGUUGACCGAACGGAUAGUUCGGCAAUUUCAUUCGGAUUACACUUCCGACAAAGGAGACAGAGAGAGAGAGAGAGAGGCAUAAUUCCUGGAAUUUUUUCACGCGGAAAAUUUGCAUGUGAAAGUGGGGCGUCGCAUGAGCCAGUGAUUAAUCGCAAGUCGAAACGAAAAAGGGCCCAGCUUUGGAAGUUUGGCCGUGCUGAGGGAUCUCCGAAGAGAACGCGGACGUGACUCGAAUCUCGAUAGAGUCUCGAGAACGACGAACUUGGAGUGAAUUUCCAGCUGGGCGUCCGCGUGGUGCUGGUGACAGGGAGAAAUCGGUCUUUAAGUAUCUCCGGCAAACACCGGGAUCAUAAAAAGACAAGAGAGCGAGAGAGAAAGUGGCCAGCUGACUGAGAGGUUACAUUUAAUAAUAAUACGACGGCGUUUCGGCGCCUAACGCCGUUCUUCGCAAGGACCUCUCGCACCCCCGUGUGAAUACACGGUUCACUGACAAUCUCUCAUUCGCCCGCGACGAAUAAGCGCGAGAGCAAGCGACUUCUUCGCUGAGACUGUCGGGCUGCGAUUUUUCCAAAACGACGGCUACGUACGCGAUUAAAGUUGAGAAAUAUAGCCGAGCUCGAGACGGAGAAGCGUGCCUCCUUCGUGCAAGACGUGGGCGAGGGCGAGGGGGAUCAGCGGGGGGGGGAUCUCGCGGAGGGUCCGUGAAGGAUUUUGCGUCGAUGUGUCCAAGUAUUUACCGCGCUCGCAUGUGAAGCGCGACGCGUCCGACCGCCGAGUAUCUUUGACUUAGUGUCGGUCACAAGUUAGUGCGCACUCGGGGUUGAUGCUCGUGUCUCCCCGAGUAGAACGCCGUGGAGGAUACGCGGGCUUAGCCGAGCAUGAACAACGGGAGACCGGACGUUCCGCAAGCAGCAGCCGGGACUUAUUUUCACAGGGCUCGCGCGUCACGAGGAUUUCGCGUUCCUGCGAAUUAAUUGCCAGAGCGAGGGAAAAUGUCGGCCGAGGUGAGGGCUCGUCGACCCACCAUGCCGACGAUUCCGCACUCCAAGAGACCCACGAUCCUGGUGUAUCCGACGGUUACGCCGGAGAGUAUAAUCAUACCCAUCGUGUCCUGCAUUCUGGGGUUUCCAUUGCUGGCGUUAAUGGUAAUUUGCUGCCUACGGAGGCGAGCGAAACUCGCCAGGGAGCGAGCCCGGCGAAGAAACUGUGAUUUGGAUCAUGGCGCACUGAGCCUCGUCCGUUUCAGCCCGGUUCAUCGUGUGGCAUCGAGAGAGGACUUAGCUGGUGUGGAUCGUCAAACACGUACCGUGUCCUUACGGAGCGAACGAGGAUCGCGAGCCUUUCCAUCCCUGGAGCUGGACACGGUCGUCGAGGAACGUUCGGAUCCUGAGCAAAGCACCGCGUUGGAACUCAGUAGCCCAGAUUAGCAUCCGGCCCCGGCGCCGUCGAGGUCGCCGCGACCAUCCAAAUCCUUGGCGGUGCCAUUGCCCGUAGAUCACAGCCCGUUGUGGACGGCUUUGACGCACGCUAAUGCGGUCACCGCGGCUUUGGGAGAUACCUAGCAGGAAGUGGAAGACGGCAGCUAUAUCGAAGCUCUCGUCCUAGAUCUGCCAAUCAUCUACUAACUGGCGGCCAUUCCUUCCGAAAAGCAAGAUCUCGACGUAGGAAUGUCGGAGGAAGACUGGAUAGCUUGAACACUACCAUGCGCGAUAACGGUUGCGCGAUUAAUACGUAAUAUCUCGUAGAGAGAAUUGUCGUGAAUGAAGUAAACUUUAGCGACAAAACAGACAUAAUUAGGACAUUGGGACAGUGGAGCAUCGCGCGUUCUUUGCGCGUUACGUGCUCAACGUGCCGAUCGAGACGCAUGUGGAAAAUUUUGUACUACUUCCUACUUACCACUCGCGAGUACACGGCUUUUUAUACGAUAGUCGUAAUCCCAAACGUACGUAGCCGUAGGAAAUAGCUGGUCUACGGUACGAACGUGUCGAUGUGAAUACAGAUUCUUUCAUGUACAAACGGAGAAAUCAGAAUUAUACAAAUAAAGUAUUAUUCGUGUCUGUAUUAUUAUAUACAGGACGACAUUGUACGCAGGUGUGUUAUUCAUUGAGAAUUUAUCUAAAUAUACCAAUUUCCAGAUCUUCUUUUUUCUCCU
Harpegnathos saltator (Jerdon's jumping ant) is the source of this 2351-nucleotide messenger RNA. RefSeq lists its product as uncharacterized. NCBI's taxonomy places the organism in Eukaryota, Metazoa, Arthropoda, Insecta, Hymenoptera, Formicidae. The transcript is spliced from 6 exons. The coding region runs from base 1192 to 1626 and encodes 144 amino acids. The record is from RefSeq and is a predicted model, not a curated record.